AUGCAUGGUCCUUCAAGUCCUACCGGCCAACUUGUUAACGUCUCGGACCGACCGAGUUUGUGUAUGAGUGUGCGAGGCAAUGAAGCAUGCAUAGGUUCAUCAGAUCAUGCACUGUACAUCGUUGACUGUGAGAAAUGUACCUUAAAACGAUCACUCUAUGGAAAACAGUAUGGCCACACCGAGUGGGUUACAUGCUGCGACUAUCUGAAAGACGGACGGAUUCUUAGUGGUGGCAUGGAUGGGAAACUGUGCCUCUGGGAUAAGAACGGAAUACGAACAAUUGACCUCCUGGGUCACAUGGCAUCAAUAUCUGCAGUAAGAUCUGGAGCAGAAGGCUCACUAGCUAUAAGUGCAAGUUAUGACAAGACUUUGAUGCUAUGGAAUGUCAACCGUUCGCAAACAAAGAAUGCAGCAUGCCUCAAAGGGCACAAAGCUCCGGUGCUUGGGUUUUGCCUGAGCUCCCAGGGGGCCAUUGUGAGCGGCUCACGUGAUGGUGAUGUCAUCCUCUGGGACACUGCACACGCCACACCCCUCCUCCAUGUGAGCAGUGCUCACAAGGGCCAUGUAACUGCAGUCGAGUGCCUGGAGGACACCAAAAAUAAAACUUGGGAGGAAUGCCGAGAGAUGUACCUGACCGGCGGCCAAGAUGGAAUUCUCCGAGCUUGGGAUUUCCGAACGCGAGGGCCUGUACACUCGGCGGUGCUGCAUAGAAAUGCAGUUACAAAAGGCGCUGUCAACAGCAUCGCUGUGUCUUAUACUGCCUGUGGAAGUGGACCAAUUGUUGUGACAGCUGGUGCAGACAACUCGAUGAAAGUCUUAGAGCCACGCAUGGGAUUCAAGGCCCUUCACACAAUCUGCACCCAUCGCGACUUCAUCUACAGUUUGUAUGUAGCUGGGCCAUUGGUGUGGAGUGGUAGCGGGGAUGGGUCAUUGUUGGUGCAUGAGCUGCUCACGGGCCAAUGCUUGUACGGUCUGGGGGCUGACUCCAAAGGUGCAGUGAGGUGUAUAUCUCUCGCUGGUCCUGACCGCCUUGUUGUAGCAGGGGACGAUGGAAAUGUGAUGAUAUACAAAGUCUCGAGCUGUGAUUCAAAGACAAUACUUCCCACAGAACACUUUCAAUCAUAAAUACAGCCAAAGCAUUCAUAAA
Physcomitrium patens is the source of this 1147-nucleotide messenger RNA. RefSeq lists its product as uncharacterized. Gene Ontology annotation, molecular function: protein binding. The record is from RefSeq and is a predicted model, not a curated record. Lineage: Eukaryota; Viridiplantae; Streptophyta; Bryopsida; Funariales; Funariaceae.